Syngnathus typhle (broad-nosed pipefish) is the source of this 4156-nucleotide messenger RNA. It is a transcript of the gene lrrtm1, whose product is annotated as leucine rich repeat transmembrane neuronal 1. Lineage: Eukaryota; Metazoa; Chordata; Actinopteri; Syngnathiformes; Syngnathidae. The coding region runs from base 1144 to 2721 and encodes 525 amino acids. Gene Ontology annotation, molecular function: protein binding. The transcript has a single exon. The record is from RefSeq and is a predicted model, not a curated record.
GAGAGAGAGAGAGAGCCCUCGGAUUUCUGAGUGGCUUACGACACUCAGUGAACAGUCUGUGUUUCUGCAUGCACUGUCAGUGUACCGGUCUGCUGCGAGGGAUUGCGCGCUCCUUUGCCUUCCAUAUUUACCGCCCCUGCUUGCCUACCAGCACUAACCUUCAGCACCCUCUUCCAGUCGGCUGAAAAAUCACCCGGAGAAGAGGGAAGAGAGUGAAACCUGCAUGCCGCUGGGGAUGCAAGAGGUGGAUGCUUUUUUUUUCCCCCCGUCUUUUCUUUUUUUUUUUUUUUUUACCGAGAUGAGCAACUGACAUGGAAUAUUGUCACGUGAGAAAAGAGUGAACUGGGUUCACCUCUUGAUUGCAUUUAUUUAUUUUCUCCCCAGCAUCGAUCACUGAAAGCAUGAUUAACCGCUUGGACGGAUUUAAACCUUAGAAGUUAAUGACUGUUUCCGGAGAUGGGCGAUAAUAUAUAUCUUGGCAGACCUGCUGAAACUUAAGCAAGCAGGGGAGGAGAAAAGAGAACGAUAUUUAAAAGAAUGUACUCUCAUGAUCAUUGCAGCGGGGGACUGCGGAGGAGCUGAGGAGACAGAGCUCACGCAUGCAGACUGGGGAACUUGUGCUUUCUACCAUCUCUCCACUUGGAUUCCUUCUCUUUCUGUCUCUUUCACUUGAAGAGAACUAAGACAUUGUAAGCCUGCCAAGGAUCUGGUGUCCACUGAAAGGAGAGAAGGGAGGGGGUGAUGGUGAAUUUGUACCACAGUGGGGUCCUUUUUAGAUCCACACAUAAUUAGUGUCGGGGCACAAAGCGAGACGCUGAAUGGAGAUUGUCAGCUUUUGGAUAGGGGUGAGUAGGAAUCUUCUCAGAUAAGAUCGCUCCAUGAGGACAUUUUUUCAUCUCUUCUCUCCACCCACCAUUUGAUCUAUAUCAUAAACCAAGAGACUUUAUCUUUCGCAUUCCGGACAAGGAUUUUCUUAGCUGACUAAAUGAGACAACAACUAAUCCUGUGUUAAUCUUAAAUACUUAGAAGGGGGGAGUAAACCGAAUAAAUAACUCAAAUAUGAUGUGCUACAUAUGAUGUGAUAGGUGGACAAACAAUAUCCAGAGUGAAUGGACAUUUGCUUGGUAAAAUCCCUGGAUAUUUAUGCUGAUGGAUUUCCUUUUAAUUGGACUGUAUUUAAAGUGGCCAGUGAAGAAGCCCCCUGUGUUGAUUCUGUUUUCAUUGGGCAUUUUUUUAAGAAUGGUUCCCAUGGCGGAGGGGGUUUGCCCCAGACUGUGCCGCUGCGACAGCAAGCUGCUGUACUGUGAGGGCUUGAACCUCACAGACAUUCCCCAAAAUCUGAGCAGUGCCAUGGGCUUGUCCAUGAGAGAGAACAACUUGACUGAACUACGUGAAGGACAACUGGCCGGCUUGUCGCAGCUCACCUGGCUCUACCUUGACCACAACAACAUUGACAUUGUCGAGGAGGCUGCGUUUGACAAGCUAAGGCGGGUCAAGGAAUUAGACCUGAGCAGCAACCGGAUUGAGACUCUGCCAAAUGGUACCUUUAGGCCCCUCCCAAAUUUGCGCAUCCUGGACAUCUCCUACAACAGGCUGCAGGCCCUCGAGCCUGACUUGUUCCAUGGCCUUCGAAAGCUCACCAAUCUGCAUUUGCGCUACAACGCUCUCAAAUUUGUGCCAGUACGGAUUUUCCAAGACUGCCGGAGCAUGCAGUUUCUCGACUUGGGAUACAACCAACUGCAAAGUCUGGCACGGAACUCCUUUGCCGGACUCUUCAAGUUGACAGAGUUGCAUCUUGAGCACAACGAGCUGGUUAAAGUCAACCUUGCCCAUUUCCCUCGCCUGAUCUCAUUACGUACCCUGUAUAUGCACAACAAUCGCGCAACCAUUGUUGUCAACACCCUGGAAUGGACAUGGCAUUUCUUGGAUAAGAUUGACUUGUCUGCCAAUGAAAUUGAGUACAUAGAGCCACAUGUUUUUGAGAGUGCACCCAACCUCAAGGUAUUGAUGCUAGACUCCAAUCGGCUGACUUCUGUGGAUCAGCGCAUCUUGGAUUCAUGGUCCUCCCUGAACAGCAUCACCCUGGGAGGGAACGACUGGGAGUGCGGCCGUAACGUUUGUGCCUUGGCCUCUUGGUUGAGUGCCUUUCGAGGGCAACGUGACAAUUCACUGCUGUGUUCAAGCCCAGACACCGCACAAGGCGAGGAUGUCUUGGAUGCCGUCUAUGCUUUUCAGCUCUGCGAAGAUCCCCCACUGGAAGUUACGUCAGCGGGUCUGUAUGCCUCCACAAGAGACCUGGUCCAAGGUGGCUCUGUGUUCCUUGGCCCCUUUACACCCAACCCUUAUGAUGGUGAGGGCGGUGAAGUGGUCACCAGUUCUUUCACUGUCACAGUGGGACAUGACGACCUGGAGAGUACCAUGCAGAUCCACAAGGUUGUGACUGGCACAAUGGCACUCAUCUUUUCCUUCCUCAUCAUUGUACUCAUGUUGUAUGUGUCAUGGAAGUGCUUUCCAGCCGGAAUAAGACAAUUAAGGCAGUGCUUCAGCAGUCAGCGUCGUAAACAGAAGCAGAAGCAAAACAUGCAGCAGAUGGCUACGAUUUCUACGCCGGAGUACUAUGUUGACUAUAAGCCCAACCAUAUUGAGGGAGCUCUGGUAAUCAUAAAUGAAUAUGGCUCCUGUACUUGCCAACAGCAACCUUCUCGGGAAUGCGAGGUGUGACCUGGGGUUGACAGCACGAUGUCAUCCUGAUUGACUAUCAGCUAUUUUUUUUAAUAUGCUGGAAAGGAAGGAUAAAAUGUAUAUUUUGGCCACAUUUUAUGCAGCUUCUCACUGUGAUAUGGAAUGAGUUUGCUUCAUGCAGCUGAUCAUUUUGCUGUGGAUUUCCUGCUGUCUUCACUGAUUUGAGGGUACGACGCAAAAUGGGCUCCUGACUUUUGGAACUGUUGAUGUACUAGCAACACUGACAGAAAUAUAUCAGAAGCUGCGCACAGUCUUUUUUUUUUUUUUCUUUUCCAUGACUGAUGGACAUUUUAGCUUUAAUGUGUCUCUCUACUACAGGACAUGUAAUUAAGCUGUGGACACACACAAACACACAAUGAAAAAAAUAUUUGUAUUAUGGUUAAGAAUAUUUGACCAGGGUGAAACAAAAUAUAUUUAAGUUGGAUUAAAACUGUAAAGAGUGUACAAAUGUUAAAAGAAGUGCCACUGUGGAUAAAGCUGAUGAAGAUAGUUCUUUUGUAAACUAAAAAAAAAGCUUAAAUAAAUGAAUUGCUAUUCACAGUGAAAUCAUUUGUAUGUGAGACGCUUAUCAGAAAGGACGGAUGACAACAAUGCUGGGCAAGCAAUACGUCUGAGUAUCCUUCAACCAAAAAAAACAACAGCAAAACUAGCUAACCAACUAGAAGAUAUGAAAGUGGCAGAGAGAGAUUUGCUUCUCAAAUGUAAUGUCCAUGAUCUACAUUUUACUCUAUCUCUUUAAAGUCACGUGUGUUGCUUUAUGUUUCACAAGCAGUGUGAUUUGACCGUCUUUUGCUCUAAAAUAACUUGAUCAAGCCAUUACAUUCUGAUCAGUUGGCACACUUCCAUAUAAUAUGUGUGCACCAUACAAGUAAAGAAAGCAGAAUGUCAAACAUUUCAAAAAUUUACGUCACUCCUCGUUUCUUACUUUUUUGGCUUUCGUGGUGACGUCACUGAAUCAAGCACAGAGAGACCAACUACCAUCUAAAGCGGACAUAUUUAUAUUUCAAAUGCGGAUUUAAAUCACUAAAAUAGAGCAACCCAUUGGCUUCAAGGGAGACUUGAACAUUCAAUUAUCUGUGUUUUCGUGUUAUGUAAAAUGUUUGUUGUACACAUUUUCAUGUGUAUAUACAUAUAUAGGUAUAUAUAUACUUUUUUUGGUGUUGUGUACAGAUGUUUUGUUUCCUGUCUUUUAACAAGAGCUGCUGAAUUUUGUGGGCGGAGGUGGGGACUGUAAAAUGGAGCUGGAGGAUGUCAGCGACUGCAGAAAGAGGGAACAGACUGCUCUCUAGUGUGCAUAUAUUCACAGAGUGUUGAUGCCUUUUGCCAAUUGUACACGAGAUUAUGACUCAAAUCCCACAGCAGUGGACGCAUACAACAACUGCAAUGAAUUUUGUGGAGGGGAAAAAAAAAAUGC